GGCCAUACUUUGUCUAUGUCAGGUUUAGCUCCUUCAAGCUCUUGGUACGAUUAUUGCACUGAUAAUAUUCCUAAUUACCAAACGGUGCCGUUUCGACCUUCACAUAAGAGUUCUUCUAUGGACAAUACGGUGCUGUCUCAAGUAAAUCCCUCUUUACCUCCUUUUCAAUUGCCAUUCUCCACAACUAGGGUUCCCAAUCUGUCUUCAUCUCCUGCGCAUACCCCUUCUUUGUCUAAUUCACAGUCGGCCCAAUCUUCGAAUUCUCUAGUGUCUUCCCCUUCCUCUUCUUUUGCUGCUGAAGAUAAUCAGUCACCGUCCAUUUCUCAAUCUGUCCAAUCUCGAGAAUCUCACGAUUCUCAAGUGUCUUCUUCUUUGUCUUCUACUGAGGUGUCUAGUUCUCAAUCGAGUUCAUUAAUGUCUGAGUCUGGUUCCUCUACUCUUCCGAUUCGAACACAUCCUAUGACUACAAGAUCUCAAAACAAUAUUUUUAAACCAAAGAUUCUUCAUUCAGUAACGAAACAUCCUCUUUCUGAAUCUGAGGAGCCAACACGAGUUUCAUUGGCACUUAAAAUACCAGUUUGGCAUCAGGCUAUGUCUCCCUUUUACCAACUUCAAAUGUCUUUCACAAACUUCGGCAGAAGCCUACUUAUGUAGAAUUUUUCCUAAGGUUUAUAUGUUGUGUGAA
Molecule: messenger RNA, 685 nt
Organism: Jatropha curcas
Lineage: Eukaryota; Viridiplantae; Streptophyta; Magnoliopsida; Malpighiales; Euphorbiaceae
Source: RefSeq, a predicted model, not a curated record